Messenger RNA from Dreissena polymorpha, 4102 nucleotides. RefSeq lists its product as uncharacterized. Lineage: Eukaryota; Metazoa; Mollusca; Bivalvia; Myida; Dreissenidae. The record is from RefSeq and is a predicted model, not a curated record. The transcript is spliced from 3 exons. The coding region runs from base 166 to 1467 and encodes 433 amino acids.
UUUGAAUAAUCCCCACAAGAUCCAUGUGAACUCACUUUCGAUCUCGGUCGAAACAUCAACGAAUUGUAAUUAUGUACGAAAUGGGAUGAAAAGGAGGUCACUAUUCAUGUAAAAAGAUCUUGCAUUGAGUUGGUCAAAGUGGUCAAACAACUUGGAAAAAAAAACAUGGAGAUGCCAGAGCACUUCACAGCAUGGUCUAUUCGGAUGUCGAAAGCACUUGAUGACAGUGGAACCGGGCAGUAUACCGUAAUGGAGCGGAGACGUACUUUUAUGUGUAUGGAGCGAAUUGCGACGAUACAAUCCCAAGUACUAGGAGAAAACUUUGAGUGUUUUCAUUUCGGGAGCCAGUCCGAAGGGACCACCACGCCCGGUCUCCAGUCUGAUAUUGAUUUCCUUAUCAGUCGCAACGAUAGGAAUAUCAUGACAGUCUGGGAAGACUGGGAGGCUGGAAUGAUGAACCUUCUGAUGCUUCAUGACGACAUGAAUCCCCCUCAACAGUACUUGCUGCAAUUACUUAGGCAAUUCACGCCGGAACCGCAGACUCGUUUGUUGUACGAUUGGCUUGUUAGGAAAAACACUGUGCAAUUACUGUUGAGCUCUGAACGGUUUAAACAGGGCAUCGAGUAUGAAUAUAAAAAAGAAAACGAAGAAGUUACCAAGAGUGGACCUUCUGUUAGCUGGAUACCUAAUUGGGAUGUGGUAUUCGCAAUGCCUGUGCGCAAACCUCUUCCUGAAAUAAAACACUGGAUAGACAGAUGUAGAGGUAGAGGUAGACACUGGCCGCCUGGUCAGCUACUGGAUGCUGCACAAGUAGCUCCGUGUUUCCUGGUACCUGCAGGACAUCCGGACAGUGAUUACACGCGCGAAGAAUGGAGACUGUCUCCGAACCUGAUAGAACGAAUGUUGAUGUUUAGCUUUAAUAUGACACACUUAAAAUGUUAUAUUGUUUUAAAAUUAAUUAAGAAAUCCGUAUUUGCUAAAAUUGUGGAAGAUUCUAGAACAAGCUUUCAUUGUAAAACUAUAAUGUUUUACAUCAUCGAACGAACACAUCCGUCUCUGUGGUUCGAACAUAAUCUUAUGGUUCUAUUUCGUUUUUGUUUACACGUAUUAAAGAAAUGGUUGCGAAUGGGAAGGCUCCCUCAUUAUAUCAUAGAAGGGGUGAACUUGUUCGAUGGUAAACUCUCUAAGGUUAAGCAGAGACGCCUUUUAGUUUAUAUAGACUCCAUGAUUAGGAACAACUUACAAGAUGUAUUUUAUAUUGGUCUAGGUAAUAUAGGGUGUCGGUUACAAGCGUGUGAUAUAGUGAGGAUAGGACAAGAUGUAGAACUUGGACGUGCAUGCUUACGAAACAGUAUCAGCUUAUUGUUGAAGAAUCAGUUCUUAGAUACGUUUCUCCCAGCUAUUGGAACUAUAACAGAUGAAAUGAAAAGUUCUAAUAAGAAUUUCGAGAAAAACUGUACAAUAUAAAUUACGCGAUGUUUUUGAAUACUCUAUGAAUGUCCGGUUAAAAUCCGUUGCUAUAGAAUUUGUUAAAAGAUUUUUGCAUUACAUAAUUCUAUGCAAUCAUCUAACUGUUUGCGACUACAAAAAUUAGUCAACAACGACCUUAUAAGGCGUUUCGAAUAUUCCUUAAACACGGAGGUGGCUUCUAGUCGUUUAAAGCUGGCGUCUCUAUUGUACUCUAUGGGUCACUUUCACUCGGCAGUAAGAGUGUUGGAGGACGUGGAGAAGAGAUAUCACAGAAAGGUCAAGACUGUAUGUUGCCGUAGGCGUUUUAAAGGAGACCGUGAUCUCAAAGUUUUUGCAAGCAUGAUAUCAGAUAAGUGUGACAACCUAUUCAAUGAACCUCCAUUCGCGUUAUGCGUCAAGUUUGUAAGACAAGAAGUGUACUGCGCUCCAUACAUAUUGUGGUUUGAAAUGAAUCGCAACAUAGCUGAAGAGGAAGUUGAACAGAGAGAUAGUUCAGAGAAACCAUGGAUGGACUGCGCUGAGGUUGAUGCGCGUCCGUUCUUAUACUAUUUACAGUACCUUACGUAUGGAGGACUCGGUGAACGUAACAAACAACUACAUGCGCUGAGAGAACUCCAGUCUUAUAUUUGUAUACAUGAUGAAAUGAAAUAUCUGUAUCACCCUGAGACUUCACUGAACUUUCUUGGUCACUGCUGGGAAAUGGAAGGACACUUUGAAGGGGCAUUAGAAUACUACGAAAGGUCGUUGAGAGGGUUAUAUCAGAACAAUGCUGCUAACUGGCACGUGCAGCGUGUGCAGCGUCUUAUAUGUAGUUAAACAUAUGAUAUUAACAGUUAUCAUGUGCAUGAUAUUAAAAAAACACACUCCAUGUACACACAUUUCCAGGAUUUAAUGUUUUUGAUCAUUUUAUGUAUUCAAUCGUAUACAAUAUUAAAAAAACACAAUUAUAUAUGUUUAUGUGUAUUUAAAAUUAUUAUGAACAUAGCAUUCAUGUUCCUCAUACACUUUUAUAAUUUUUCUGAAGAGCAGGAACUAAGUUAUAAAUGUUUAAAUUGCUUUGUAUACUGAUAAUUUGUGAUGAAUUAGUGUCGUAUGCAUCUGCAUCUAAAUUAUAUAUCUUUAUGUAUAUUUAAAAUUAUUAUGAACAUAGCAUUCAUGUUCCUCAUACACUUUUAUAAUUUUUCUGAAGAGCAGGAACUAAGUUAUAAAUGUUUAAAUUGCUUUGUAUACUGAUAAUUUGUGAUGAAUUAGUGUCGUAUGCAUCUGCUAAUUGGUGUGUGUUGUAAAUGUACGUCUGGAACGUAAUGAAGUGUCACUAAUUAUGUGAAAGCGCUUCUCAUAUGGAUAUAACCUCAAACGUGUAUAUCAAUUUGAUUAUAUUCAUAGUAUCAAUCAAGAGUUCUGAAACAAUUGAACGAUAUGAUUAUUAUAUAAAUCUCGAAAACGUAGUUUAGUUACUACAAUUAGUGCUACUACUUCUACUAAAACUUUUAUUACUACUUCUACUACUAUGUUUUACUGCUUCUACUGCUACUCCUGCAAUGACUAUUGCCCUGGUACUGCGUCUAAUACUUCUACAGCUACUUUUUCUUCUUCUUCUACAACUACUACUACUACUACAACUACUACUACUACUUCUACUACUAUUACUAAACCACAACUAAGAACAACAACUACUUAUUCUACUACCACUUAUACUGCUGCUGCUACAACAACAACUACUACUACAACUACUACUACUACUUCAUAUAUUUUCUUGACCCAAUGAAACUGUCAACAAUACGCUUACAUUAGUUAAUCAGUUGCAAUUAAGUGUUGUAAAAUAGAUAUCUCUUAUUAUUAACAAUGAAAAUGUUACAUUUUAACCACGAGAUUGAAGUUAUGCUACUUCAUGAUGACAACGAUGUUUUUUAAGAGCUUGAAAGAAAUGAAGACAAUGAAAUUCCUUUUUUUAUUUUUCCUUAUCAGAUGAUGUACAUUUGUUUGGUUCUAUGUUUAAGUGAAUAAAUCUGAAAUAUUUAUGCAUCCUACUGCUACAUUAAUAUUAAGAUUAUUUGAUUGUUUUUAUCUCCCUUGUUGUUUAUCAUAAGGAUAAAAUGUUAUUUAUAUAAAAAUAAAGCGUAUUAAGACUUAUAAAGUUACUUCUUGUAAUGUGUGUAUCUAUAUGAAAUCAUAAUAAAGCCAAUGCCAUUCUUGUAGUAGGAUUUCUUAAAUGAUUGUCAUAAACAAUAAUGUCCGAUUAAGCGACAGUUUUCACAUCGCAAAAAAGUGGCGACAACUUGUUGGGGCCAGUGAAACACCUGCUGUAUUUAAAUGCAGCUAAGAAUUAUUGAGCAAAAAUCAAAGUGACGAAAAAAACAACCAUAUUAAGAAUAGAUUUUCUUGAAGCCAUGUGGCUUUACCACCUUACUCAAAUCCAUAUAAAGGUAUGAGUUUUUGGAUAACAGGUACUUUCUGUAAUAAAAAUAAGAUUUUAUGGUAUUGUAUUUCUUAAUGUAGUUUUUAUGUUCGUAUUUAAUGCUUUCAAAGUUGGUUGGACGGUGUGUUGGACUGCGGUCGUCCAACUUCAUGUCGCAUGUUUAAUACGUUAUAAAUCUGUAAAUCUUGGUUACUUAUUUUAACCAAUAAAACG